GAGACGGGGGAGGUCGGUAAAAUGGCGCAGGGGGCGGAGUGAGGCGCAGUCGUUCCCCCAGGCUUCGGCCCAGCUUCUGGAGACAUGACGUGUUCACUGAUGCCCUCUGAACAGUCUUCUGGUACCUCUCUCUUGCCUAAAGAGAAUGCCUCAUUUUCUUGGGGGUCCUUGGAUGAGGAAGAAUUGGACGAUUCCUUGCUGGACCUGUCUGAUGGAGAAGAAGAUGAUGGCCAUUUCAGUUACACAGAAGAGGAGAUUCAGGAGAUCCUGAAGGAUGAUGCUGUAUCAAAUGAACACUUUUCUUGGGGAAGAGGGUUGCUUAAAAAUGAUGACACGCAUAUUGAGAAGGAAGAGAAAAAGAGUGAAAUUCUACCUGGUGCCUCCCAAGCGAAAAACUCAUUGUGCACCUUGGAACCAGUAGCUGAAACCUUUGGCCUCUUCAAACUACCUCAACUAAUAGGUACAUCACUUGGUCAUGGACCAACUCCUAUUAAACCAUUAAACAGACGCUUUGCACUAGAAAAAGAUGUCAUAAAAAUAACUGUUGCACCAUUUGAUCCAACAGUUUAUGAUGCUGAGCCUGAUAAAGACAAGACUGAUUCACCCAGAGACACCAAAAAACCCUCCUUCCCUGGGGAAGAAUCAAAGGACGAUGGUCUUAACCCAAAUGAGAGCAAACUUUGCACUGAAUCUGAUGGCGCUAGCCUCACUAACUCUACCUGGGAUGGGCCCCUAGUACCUUCUCCUUCAAACAGUAACUCUCGGGAAAUUGUCCCUGAUCAAAAUAUGACGGACAGUAAGGAACCUACAUCUGUACUCUCUCAGGCCGUGGACUACUCAGAGUCAUCCUGGAGAAAUGGUGAAUCAUAUAAAUCAAGUUUUGAGAAAACAACUCAGGAUAUUUUUGACAAGGAUGUUGAGAAGAUGAAAGUCCGUAAGAAAAGGCUAGGAAAAGUCCUUCCCAUCCAGAAAACCCAAACAAGGACUAAUGUUCCAAACGUUUCACAAUCCGAUCUAGAGCAAAAGAAGGAAAUUUAUCUCAGGAGUGUUGUUGCUCAUAUAGAAGACCCUGAGGAUUCUAACCAAGGUGCCUUGGGGGAGCUACGUGCCUUGAUGGGCCAAGUACAUCAGAAGCCAACCCCAAACUGGAAGCAUCCUUCAGACCUUACCGAGCGAAACUACGCCCAGUUACGACAGAAAUCACAGCGAUACAGUCUGACACAGUGGGUGGACAGAAACAAAGGAAACCACCAUCGGUUCCAGCAUCUCACAGGGUUCCCAUAUGGGCCACUUGUCACAUCCCAUCAGCAGUGAAGGUCACUACCCAGAGCAGCAUCUCAUUGUCUUUUGCUGUUUUUUUUUUUAAACAUUUUAUUAGGGGCUCAUACAACUGUUAUCCCA
Messenger RNA from Echinops telfairi (small Madagascar hedgehog), 1401 nucleotides. RefSeq names its product S100P binding protein (gene S100PBP). Gene Ontology annotation, cellular component: nucleus; cytosol. The transcript is spliced from 6 exons. Gene Ontology annotation, molecular function: calcium-dependent protein binding. The record is from RefSeq and is a predicted model, not a curated record. NCBI's taxonomy places the organism in Eukaryota, Metazoa, Chordata, Mammalia, Afrosoricida, Tenrecidae. The coding region runs from base 85 to 1314 and encodes 409 amino acids.